CCCUCGCGGGGCUCGCUGCCGCGCACGGGGCUCGAAAGAUGGAGGACUACGGGCGAUUCUUGGCGCUGCUGGCCUCUGCGCUGCUGGUCGGCUUCGUGUCGGUCAUCCUCUCCCUCGUCUGGGUCUUCCACUACCGCGAGGGGCUGAGCUGGGACGGCAGCGCGGCGGAAUUCAACUGGCACCCCGUCCUCAUCGUCACGGGCUUCGUCUUCAUCCAGGGCAUCGCUAUUAUUGUGUACAGAUUGCCCUGGACCUGGAAAUGCAGCAAACGCCUAAUGAAGUUCAUACAUGCUGGAUUAAAUACCAUAGCUAUGAUUCUUGCAAUUGUUUCUGUGGUAGCUGUGUUUGACUUCCACAAUGCCAAGAACAUUCCCAACAUGUACAGUCUGCACAGCUGGAUUGGGCUGACUGCUGUUAUAUUUUACUGUCUCCAGCUUUUCUUGGGUUUCGCAGUCUUUCUGCUCCCGUUUGCUCCAGCUCAUCUCCGUGCAGCUCUCAUGCCAAUUCAUGUUUUUUCGGGUCUUACCAUCUUUGCAACAGUGAUUGCAACAGCUCUCAUGGGAAUCACAGAAAAGCUUAUAUUUUCACUGAAAAAUCCUUCAUACAGUGAAUCCCCACCAGAAGCAACUUUGGUCAACUGUCUUGGUCUUUUGAUUGUCGUAUUUGGUUCACUUAUUUUGUGGAUGGCAAGCAGGCCCCACUGGAAGCGGCCCCCAGAAGAGAAUGCUAAAAUUCUGACACCCAUUGGAGCAAUUCCUGAAGGCACAGAAGCAGAAUCCACAAUGACAAACAGUAGUAAUGCAGAUAAAUCUGAUCUGAGGAGCAAUACUGAAGCAGACAGAAAACAAAACAUCAAAUCUGAUGAAGCAGGACAAAGAUCAACUAUGUAAAGAAAAUACAUAGAAUAAAAGUACCAUUGUACCUCCAAAUUCCCCCUGGUGAGGUUCGUUACAUGCUUAUGCAAGUAGGUUGGGGGUUCAAUUUUAGUAUCGUUUCCUGAAAGCUACUCAAGUUUUCUGCAUAUGGAUUUAAAUUCUGUAAGUCCCAAACAUAUUUUAUUGGUCCAUGAGUAGUCCAUGCCUUGUUUAAAAAAACAGGAGCAUGAAUGACAUCAUAUAAUGGAAAAAUCACGUAACAGGAAACUGUUUUCCAUAUCACUUCUUAAUUUGAUGUUUAUAUCUCUUAUAGUAAUGAAAAAUUCAACAAGAUUCAGACUAAAUUUUGCUCUUGAGUGAUUUUGCAGGUUAUGAAUCAGCCAUGAAGUAGACCAGAAUAAUUUAGUUUGUCACACAUAAAUUUUCUGGUAAUGUUCACUUUUUUAAAGCUCUGAUUUCUUUAGCUGAUUAACCCCUUCACCAGCUGCUGUGUUCUAUGGGAUUUGAAGUCGUUCCGCACUUUACAGAGUUGCUUCAUAAAAAAAUGUUUAUUCUAAAAUUUUUUAUUUAAAAAAAGAAAUUAAAAGUUUUCUUGAUAUCUUCACAAAAUGUUAUCCUUCCUCUAGAAACUUCUGGGGGUUUUUGGUCUUUUUUUUUUUUAAUCAGAAUGCAUCUGUUGACCUUUUAACAAAUUCUAACAAAUUUAUUGUAUACAGACACUAUCUGGAUUUGAAUGAUGUGCAAUUAUUACUGAAAUCUAAGGAAAUUUUAAGACAACUAAAUGCAGAAUUUAUCUUAUUUGAAAAGCUAUAGAAACACAUUUAGGAAAAUGUAUUACUUAAACUAUGUCUUCCUUUUAUCCCAGAAGGCAGCAUUUUAGUAUCGUUAUUUGAUUGCACAGUUCUGUUGAUUUAUGGUACUAGACUAGAAAUUAGGAGGUUAGAAACUAGAAAAAUCUACUAUCUGUCUCACAGAGAAAAAAAUAGCUUCAAGUGAGAAAUGCUUUCUGCAAGACACAGGUGAGCUUUGCUGUUUUAAUAAAAUGCUACCUGUUAACUUUGGGUAUCUCCACACUGACAUCAAAGGCAUUAUUAUCAUAGGCAUGAAGACAUGCUUUAGUCUAUAAGCAAUCUAUACAAACUCUAUGACUUUUUAAUUUGGAAUUACAGUUUAAAAUAUUGCAGUUUUCUCUAAAUAAUGAAGAGUCCCUACUGGCACUUUACUUUUAUAGCUCUUUCUAGUAAUUGAAGUAUUAAUGUAUUACGCUCAUUCAUUAAUUUCACAGAUACAAACAAUAUUUAUACUUCUACAGAAGAAUAAUUAUAGUAGAUUAUUUGGACUGCACAUGUCCGAAACGAUGAGCCCAUCUAUUAUCUCUUGUAAAAACUGCAGAGCCCACUAGAAAUACAAAUUUACCACUGUUCAUGUUGAAACAUAGAUUGUUUCAGACAGCAUAUAAUUUCCUACUUUUUAAAUACUACAUAGAUUUUUAUCUACUUCAGCUUUUAAAAAUGUUGUAUUUCACUUCAACAAAUGCGACAUUUUUGUAAUUCACUCUGUGUUAGUACAGACUAUUUUGGACAUGAGUUAUUUGGGUGUUCUCUGACAAGAAGCACCUCAGUUCCUGUUAUUUGAUUUGUAAUAAUGUGUUAUUAUUUGGUGAAUGCAGUACAGAAAGCUAGCAUAAUAAAAUACUUUAAUUUUUUUUUAAUUAGUAUUUUUUAAAUUUUUAAUUUUCUGCUGUACCAUUUGGUAUUGAAGGACUACAUCCCAGAGUUCUGUGUGUACACUUAAAGGUUUGUGGAUGAUUGGGACCAACCUCACAUCAGUGUACUUUUCCACUGUAGAAAACACCUGCUUUUAAUGUACAAUUCAGGUAUGACAGAAGGAACAGUAACCUAAACUACUAAACUAUUGUGUGAGCACCCCUCCAGUCCCACUAUGUGCAAUGAAUCAAACAGUGAAGCAUGCCAGGGGAAGUGAAUAAAUGAGCUCACUUGCAGUAAUUUACCGUGCAGCUUUCUAUACUGCGCUCACACAGGCAACAGCAUUUGAAAUUGUUAUGUAUUGGCCUGUUACUGUGUCUCAUCCACCUGUGAAAAUGAGCUCACUCCAUCCUUGCAUAGGACUAGGUCACAUAAUAAAAGCAUGUGUUUGUAUGGAAGGUAGUCAGUUGCCUAGGGAUUGUUCUGGAAGAAACUGUCUGUACAGUGUACUGGGAAAACUACAAAAUCUAUGACUUCUUUUGUUACAGCACUGAGUUGAAUGUAUUGAAAUGAACAACUUUUAGGUAGUUGGUUCUAUAUGCUGUUAAAAUUAGCUAUAAUAACCAAUAUGGCUCGUGGUUUCCACUGUAUUCCAUGUACUGUUCAGGCUACUUGAAAAAAGAAUGGUGGCAUUUCUUUACUUCUCUGUUCUCAUGAAGAGCAAGGUACAAGUAACACCAAAGUUGUGGGUUCAAAGGGUUGGACCCGAUCAUCCUUCUGGGUCCCUUCCAAUUUCAACCAUUCUGUGAUUCUGUGGCAUAAAACUAACUGAAAAUCAAGGAUUAGCAACCUUUUGAGGGGAACCUCCCAAAACAUAUUUUUGGUUUUCAACUGAGAGGUUAAACAUGAUAGUAAAAACUCAGCAUAAGGUGGAAGAUUCGGUUUAGAAAAUUUAGGAUCAGUGAUAUCUCAUGUGCAUGAACUGUAGAAUUCUGGCUGCUGAUCUGUGGAAGGUCCCCACAAGAUGCAGUAGCUGUGAGCUCCUAAACCUUGAUCAACCUUAGUAUGUUCAAUUUAAAACUGACAAAACAUACUAUAGACUUUUGGCUUAAUUCUAAACUGAUUUAAAAGGCCUCUAAGUAUUCUUGCCAAAAAAAUGAGGUUAGUUCAAUGCUAAAUAAAAGUACAUAGGUGUUAGGAGAGUAAUAGUCCGAAACCUGCUCCUCAAAGUGGCCUUCCAUUAACUUUCCUUUCAUGCAAAUUUUCUUACUUGUAUUUAUGAGUAAUAUAAAUACAGUAGCAACACAGGAAAUUUAAAAAGUAUAUUUUCAAAGAUACAAAUGGAAAGUAGAACGCUAGCUUUUUCAUCGGGAUUUUUCUGCAUGUUUGGAAAUCAUCUACAUGGUUGUUUUUACAGGAACAGGAUUGUAGAGCUUACAUUCCAGGUUUGGAUUCCUAUAAAAAAACCUGGAAGUUACAAUACCUAACAUUGAAAGUGCUAUCUUUUUAAAAUGCCUGGGAAAAAAAUACUAUAUUUACCUUCUGUCAUGCAGCACUAUGCGCAGAAGCAGAAGAGUGUUCUCCCCAGCAUUAAUGAAACUGGCAAAUGGUGGUGCAAAUUAGAAUCUAAAAUCGAAUGUAAUUACAUGUGUACUUCUUACUACACAUAACCAAGGAUAUAGCAUAUGAUAAUGUAAAUAUGGAUUACUUGUUUACAUGGAUAUUUUAUUGAGUGACAAAGAGAUAUUGCCAAAUAUUUUCUAUUUCAGAAGUCUCUCUUGCUUUUAUUUCAGAAAAUUCCUUCCUCUGUUAUUAACUGUUCACAAGAACUUUAAAAAUUAUUUUAUUAUCCAAGGUACUUAUUUGUAGAUAAGAGCAAAUAUUUGAUUACAAUGUCUGUUUUCCAUAUUCUUUUUAUAUAUAUAUUAAUAAAAAUGAUUUUUUGAGCUUGUG
This is a messenger RNA of Hirundo rustica (Barn swallow), 4534 nucleotides long. RefSeq names its product plasma membrane ascorbate-dependent reductase CYBRD1. The coding region runs from base 39 to 890 and encodes 283 amino acids. The transcript is spliced from 4 exons. Lineage: Eukaryota; Metazoa; Chordata; Aves; Passeriformes; Hirundinidae. Gene Ontology annotation, molecular function: oxidoreductase activity. The record is from RefSeq and is a predicted model, not a curated record. Gene Ontology annotation, cellular component: lysosomal membrane.